UGAUCUUAUAAGCUUGUCAGCAUCGCAGUUACAGAGAAAAAGAGAGAGAGAGAGAGAGAGAAAGUGUAAUGGCAAUGGCAACAAUGGGAGAGAGUCCACGAAGCCCAGAAGCGAAGUUGGGGAUGCGAGUGGAGGAUCUUUGGGACGUUCAGGAGCCACAGUUGAGUCCCACUGAGAAGCUCAACGCUUGUUUUGAAAGCAUCCCUGUCUCUGCUUUUCCUUUGGAUCCUUCAAACACAGAAAUUGAGAUUAAAUCAGACGCGACCCUAGCAGAUGCUGUUAAGAUAUUGGCGCGACACAACGUAUUCAGCGCACCUGUGGUGGAUGUUGAGGCGCCUGAAGAUGCUAGUUGGAUGGAUAGAUACAUCGGAAUUGUUGAGUUUGCUGGAAUUGUUGUAUGGAUUUUGCAUCAGUCUGAACCUACAUCUCCUAGGUGUCCAUCCACUCCAUCCAGUGCAAGGGCUAUUGCAGCUGCAGCUAAUGGAGCGGCUUUUGCUCUAGAACUUGAAGCCUUAGGCCUCGGAUCUGCUGCAACAACUGCAGGAAACUUUUUUGAGGAUCUCACUUCUUCUGAACUUUAUAAGAAUACCAAGGUUCGUGAUAUUUCAGGGACAUUCCGCUGGGCGCCGUUUCUUGCUUUAGAGAGAUCAAACUCAUUUCUAACCAUGCUCUUGCUGCUUUCUAAGUACAAGAUGAAGAGUGUUCCUGUGUUGGAUUUAGGCUCUGGUACAAUUGAUAACAUUAUUACACAAUCUGCUGUGAUUCAUAUGCUGGCAGAAUGCGCUGGACUUCAGUGGUUCGAAAGUUGGGGAACCAAGAAGCUAUCUGAAGUUGGUCUUCCCCUGGUGACAGGAAAUCAAAUCAUCAAGGUUUAUGAGGAUGAACCAGUCCUCCAAGCAUUUAAAGUAAUGAGGAAAAAGAGGGUUGGAGGGGUGCCUGUAAUCGAAAGAGAGACCAAAAAGGCAGUUGGUAAUAUAAGUUUGCGAGACGUUCAAUUCUUGCUAACUGCACCAGAAAUCUAUCAUGAUUAUAGAGGUAUUACAGUAAAGAACUUCCUGACUGAGGUUAGAAGCUACUUGGAGAAGAAUAAAAAUGCAUCCCCAAUGUUAAGUGAAUAUGUCACAUGCAAAAAGGACUGCACAAUCAAAGAAUUGAUUCAGCUGCUUGAUCAAGAGAAGAUUCAUAGAGUCUAUGUAGUGGAGGAUGAUGGGGAUCUGCAAGGACUAAUCACACUAAGAGAUAUCAUCUCAAGGCUAGUACACGAACCGCGUGGCUAUUUUGGUGAUUUCUUUGAUGGCGUUCUACCGCUGCCUGCAAACACCAGAGUUUAACAGGCAAGGUUACAAGGGAGAAUAACCUGCUGGUGCAGCUUUUUCUUUUUUGUUUUUGAAAUAUUUUUUUCAAGUAAAAAGGGAAAAAAAAUACAAAUAGAUCUAUGUGCUUCUCUUCAGGGUUGAAGACGAGUGGUUGGAUCUUUAUAUAACGUGUAGGCAGUUUGCAAGUUAAUUGCAUCACUUUUAUUAAGUGUUAGAGUGAGAUUUGUGUGUACUGUAAAUUCUGGUGUAAGUGUAAGUAACCAUAAGUUUUGUUAACUUUUGAAAUGCAUUUUCUUUUCCCUUCA
Messenger RNA from Glycine soja, 1621 nucleotides. Its product is annotated as SNF1-related protein kinase regulatory subunit gamma-1-like. The transcript has 6 exons. The record is from RefSeq and is a predicted model, not a curated record. Bases 69 to 1331 code for a protein of 420 amino acids. Lineage: Eukaryota; Viridiplantae; Streptophyta; Magnoliopsida; Fabales; Fabaceae.